Messenger RNA from Entelurus aequoreus (snake pipefish), 1191 nucleotides. Its product is annotated as VPS10 domain-containing receptor SorCS1-like. The record is from RefSeq and is a predicted model, not a curated record. The transcript is spliced from 10 exons. Gene Ontology annotation, biological process: post-Golgi vesicle-mediated transport. Lineage: Eukaryota; Metazoa; Chordata; Actinopteri; Syngnathiformes; Syngnathidae. Gene Ontology annotation, cellular component: Golgi apparatus. Gene Ontology annotation, molecular function: protein binding. The coding region runs from base 1 to 1191 and encodes 396 amino acids.
AUGGCGCCGCGAUUCGCCUUCUGCCUUUUGGUGGUCUUCUCCUCCGCGUGGAUCUCAUUAACUUCCACGCUGGACGCCGGGACUAAGCCGGACGCGAGGCGCGCUCCCCCGGGCCAGGUGGCGCACAUCGGCGCGCCCCCACGGGAGCCCCGCGCCCUGCAGGAUUUGGCGCAUUUUGGUGGAUUAACGCGCGAGUUUAAGGCGGGAGAAAGUUGGCCCGACUGGGAAGGUCACGCAAAACUUUCCCGCCAAAACCACGCGGGUCGGACCGAGGAGGAGACGGUUCGGGCGCGGAGAGACGCAGAGACUUGGUCGGAUUUGGAGGCUUCCGAGCAGGAGGAGGUCCAGCUGGCCAGCUCCACGUUCGCCCUGGCCGGCGACACGGCGCACAACCAGGCCAUGGUGCACUGGUCCGGACACAACAGCAGCGUGAUCCUCAUGCUGACCAAGUACUACGACUUCAGCGCGGGCAGAGUGACGGAAAGUUCUCUGUGGAGAUCCACCGAUUACGGGAGCACCUACGAGAAACUCAACCAGAAAGUGGGGCCCAAAACCAUCCUGAGCUACUUGUACGUGAGUCCCAACAACAAGCGCAAGAUCAUGCUGCUGACCGACCCGGAGGUGGAGAGCAGCCUGCUCAUUAGCCUUGACGAGGGCGCGUCCUAUCAGAAGCACAGCUUAGCCUUUGAUGUCCUCAGUCUUCUCUUUCACCCCGAGCAGGAGGACUGGAUCCUGGCUUACAGCCAUGACCAAAAGCUUUACGUCUCCGUGGAGUUUGGGAGGAGGUGGCAGCUGGUGCACGACGGAGUUGUCCCCAACAGAUUCUACUGGUCCAGGCUGGGUUUGGACAAAGAACAAGGAACGAUCCACGUGGAGAUCAGCAUCUCUGACGGACGGUCGCAGUACAUCACUUGCAAACUCCAGAACUGCUCCGAGGGAAACCAGGGGUCGCAGUACAUCACUUGCAAACUCCAGAACUGCUCCGAGGGAAACCAGGGCAAGCCUUUCCCGGGGUUUAUCAUCCCCAACUCCCUGGUGGUUCAAGAUGAAUACGUUUUCAUCCAGGUGCCCGUCGGAGGCCAGCCUGUCCACUACGUGUCCUACAGGAGACACUCCUUCUAUCCUGUCAAGCUUCCCAAGUACACCCUGCCAAAGACUAUAAAUCAGUCUUCUUUACUGCAGAGAGAGUAG